GGCAAGGGGACUUGGGCUGGGAGGCGCUUAGAGAGAACCGGGGGGAGGGUCGGAUCCGGGGUUGGAGAGGCGCUGGAGAAAGAAGAGGGCGCGUAGCCCCACUCAUCUCUCUGGAGUCCGCGAAAAGGAAGGAGGGAAUUGGGCUCUGGUUGCUUCCCCCGAGGAAGCCAAUUCCCCUCUCUUAGUCCCGGCCUCGGUUGAUCGUGUUGGUUGUUGGCGGCCGCUGGGCGUUCCCCGAAGUCCGGGUGCCUGUGCAGUCUGGAUCCCCGGAGCUGGUCACCAUGCCGGGCAGAUUUUAGCUCCCCCAUGGAGCAAACCAACUUCUACGAGGUCGAGUCCCGGCCCCCGAUGAGCAGCCACCUCCAGAGUCCCCACCACCAGCCUAGCAGCGUCGCCUUUGGUUACCCCCGGGACUCGGUCCCUCCUCAGCCCCCCGCAACACCUGCAGCCGCCGCCGCCUCAGAACAGCUGGGCGACAUCUGUGAGAACGAAAACUCCAUCGACAUCAGCGCCUACAUCGAUCCCGCCGCCUUCAACGACGAGUUCCUGGCCGACCUGUUCCAGCACAGUAAGCAGCAGGAGAAAGCCAAAGCCUCCCUGGCAGGGGGCGAGUUCGACUAUCCUCCGCAGCCGCAUCCCGCCGGCCACGCCAUGCACGGAGCCCACGGACCUGGGAGCCACCCCCAUGUCUAUGGCUGUAUGGCUACGGGCUACCUGGACGGCAAACUAGACCCCCUGUACGAGCGCAUUGGGGCCCCGGCCUUGCGACCACUGGUGAUCAAGCAGGAGCCCCGGGAGGAGGACGAGGCUAAGCAGUUGGCGCUGUCCGGCCUCUACCCUUACCAGACGCAGCAGCAGCAGCAACAGCAGCAACCGCCGCCGCCUCCUCCAGCCCACCACCACCAUCACCACCACCACCAUGCGGCGUCCCACCUCCAGUACCAAAUCGCCCACUGUGGCCAGACCACCAUGCACCUGCAACCAGGGCACCCCACGCCACCGCCCACGCCUGUGCCCAGCCCUCACCACCAGCCGCCGCAGCCACCGCACCACCCACACCAGCAGAACAGUCUACCCCCGGGAGGGGGACUCAAGAUGAUGUCCACGGACCACCGGGGUAAAUCCAAGAAGUCCGUGGACAAGAGCAGCAGCGAGUACCGAGUGCGUCGGGAACGCAACAACAUCGCCGUGCGCAAGAGCCGGGACAAGGCCAAGCAGCGCAACGUGGAGACCCAGCAGAAGGUGCUGGAGCUCACGAAUGACAAUGACCGGCUGCGCAAGCGGGUGGAACAGCUGACUCGGGAGCUGGACACGUUGCGAGGUAUCUUCCGCCAGCUCCCAGAAAGUUCCUUGGUUAAAGCCAUGGGCAACUGCGCGUGAAUAAGCGCUCCCCUCCCGCCAACCCUUCUCCAGCCUAGACUGGUGGCCCUCGGUACCUCCCUCCGCGCCCACCCAGAGCUGGAUUGAAGGACGUUACUUUGGAGGCUGGUGGGGUAUUUUUUUUUUUUUAUUUCAGACCAGACUGAUCUCGAGACUGUCCAAGACAGAACGAGGAAAUUCCGGUGCCAUAAACCCUGGCUGGCUUUGAUUCUCUGCCCCCCCCCCCCCCCACCAAGAGGGCCAGAAUCUCUUCGAGUUUGAGAUUUGGCCUUAGACUGUAGUCUUCAAGUUUCUUUCUAGUCGGGGUGGGGGUGGGGGAGAAACAGGGAGUGAGGGUGGGGGGCCGAGAAGAAGGAAGGGAGAGAAGCCCGGAAGCCAGGCAGCUCUAGUAUUAAGUAAUAACCCUGUGCCUUAGGAGCGGAGACGCGUCUAAAUUGAAACUCUGGGAUUCCAAGUAUCUACGGAAUGGAAGGAGCAAAUCAUGUGCCUUUGCCAUUUGAUAUAGGGGUUCACCGUGUCCCUACACCCCCAGCUUACCGGGCUCUAUCUCUCUGCCCACCUUUUUCUACUUAGGAGAGAUGUGGGAGCCUGGGGGAAGGUCGUAGAAAGUGAAGCUCCAGCCAUUCUGGGAUUGGGGUUUCCGAGGACAGGUGGUGGGCCUUGUCUUAUAGGCCAGAGAAAGUAUGGUGAAGGAGAUUGGGGUGAGGGUAGAGAGAAGAGAGAGUGGGGGCGGCUUGUGGGGAUACUGAACUGGAGAAACAACUUGGUGAUAUUCCGAUGAGAAUAUUACAAAGCCCUUAAGAAGAGAAAGAAACCCCAGUAACUUGGCUUUAAGCCUGUGGUUGCUGCCCCUAGACUUGUGGGAGCCGAGUUUCUGGGCUGAGGUGGGGGUGUCUUCCUUCAGACUCAGUCCUGAAGAAGGGUUGGGCAGUGAUCGGCAGGCAGCUCUCCCCAUAAGAAGAGUGACUGAGGGGCUGAAGUCCUAAGACAGCAGUUCCUCCAAGAAAAUGGUGUGUGAAGGGCAGAAGGGGUGGGGGAGUCACGGGACUAAUGAAACUAUCCCCUUGAGGAUGGGAGGAGGAAGGGGGGGUCGAUAAGCCAAACUCAGAGCAGCAAUGUCUGUACUAUAUGUCGCAAAGUCGCAAUAAUACAAAGCACAAUGAAUAACCCCCCCUGAGAUAGGGGAUUAAGUUACAAGAAGCGGCCAAGCGUGUUGCUUUCUUCAAUUGAUUGAUUGCAAGCCCCAAUCACAGACUAGGUCUAAAUUGUGGGGUCCGCAGUGUGACUGUCCACUUCUGUGUGCUAAUUAAUGUUGCAGCCCGUACAUCACCUUGUUUGUAUUUUUCACUCAGAUUCUGACCAAGAGAUUUUCUUUGUUCAUGAGUGGAAGGGAGCUCUCCAGAGUCUCCACCUUCCUCUCCUUUUAUUAUUAUUGUUGUUUUCCUCUCCCUGAGGGGUAGGGAGAAGCUAAGUACCCUCUACCUCCCUCUUCCUUUUGUGCCCCCUCCCCCUCUUCCCUGGUCCCCAGAGAGCAGCUCCCCAGAAGUGGUGCAGGGAAAAGGCAAGGGUGGGCAAGAGAGAGGAACCUCGGAGCCGGCCUAGGCUCUCUCAAGACAAUCUCAAUCAAAGAAAGCAAAGAGCCGGUCCCAGGCCAACCCACAACACCACCUCUGAACUGGGGCCCUCUGACAGUCAGGAACUGGUGGGAGACUUUUUCCAAAGGCACCCCUAUCCCCAGAGGAGCAGCCAAGCCGAGUGCUCAGGGGAAAUCGAGGCAUGGGAGGAUGGGGAGGAGAAGGAAAGGGCCAAGUUGUUUUUUGUUGUCAUUGUGGGAGGAUAUUUUAUUUUCCAGAUGUGAUAGAUGGGAAUUUUAUGUUGCCUGUUUUAUGUACAAAAUAUAUAUAAAUAUAUAAAUAUAUUAUAUAUAAAUCUCUAUAAAAGUGGAGCUCGGUGUCUUUUUAAAGCCAGAGUGAAACUACAUUGGGAGGGUUGUCAAGGGCCAGGUCCCAUUCCUCAAUAAACAUUGCAUAUUCUUAAUGUCAGUGAA
Trichosurus vulpecula (common brushtail) is the source of this 3427-nucleotide messenger RNA. RefSeq names its product CCAAT enhancer binding protein alpha (gene CEBPA). Bases 307 to 1380 code for a protein of 357 amino acids. Gene Ontology annotation, biological process: regulation of transcription by RNA polymerase II; myeloid cell differentiation; DNA-templated transcription. The record is from RefSeq and is a predicted model, not a curated record. NCBI's taxonomy places the organism in Eukaryota, Metazoa, Chordata, Mammalia, Diprotodontia, Phalangeridae. The transcript has a single exon. Gene Ontology annotation, molecular function: RNA polymerase II cis-regulatory region sequence-specific DNA binding; DNA-binding transcription factor activity, RNA polymerase II-specific.